UCUCCUCUUAACCUACCUAGUGGUGACACCAUCUUACAUGAGAGUAGAUACACACACAAUGGGGAGCAGAUCACCUGGAUUCAGAAACACCUCAGCUGGGUACCAGUUAUCAGCAACCAAAUCAUUGGUGGAACUGGCCUCAUCCUCAUCCUCAUCUCCUGCUUUCAGCAGCACCCAGCUUGGAAGAGCUGUUACAGCCACCAAGGCAGCCCGGGCCCGGGAGGAAGAACAAGUAGCCCUGCAGCAGGACCAGGUUCGACAGGACAAAAUUUGGAGGGAGUUUGUGGAGGCCGAAUGGAGGGGAAGAAAGUGUUGGUACCAAAAUUGGAGUUUCCUGAAGGACUAUGACCCAUUGGGCAAGAAAAAGGAGCAGAAACCACUGCCAAAAUUUGUUUCUGUGUUUUCCGAAACAAUCCCCAACACCACCAACCAGACUAUCGGCAGCAGAAUGAACACUGAAUUGGGCAGGAUGCUAGUGAACAUGGAUUAUUUCAUCAACAGUGGAGGACGAAAGAAGAAACUUGAAAAUGAGCUUCAGCCUUGUUAGUGGUAGAGAGAAAAUGCCACCAACAUUUUUUUGCAAGAAUCCAUAUUAAGGAAUGUAGUAGGUGGA
Molecule: messenger RNA, 613 nt
Organism: Alligator sinensis (Chinese alligator)
Lineage: Eukaryota; Metazoa; Chordata; Crocodylia; Alligatoridae
Gene: CIMIP5
Product: chromosome unknown C2orf50 homolog
Exons: 3
Coding region: 38-547 (169 amino acids)
Source: RefSeq, a predicted model, not a curated record